Ceratosolen solmsi marchali is the source of this 2588-nucleotide messenger RNA. Its product is annotated as UNC93-like protein. Gene Ontology annotation, biological process: regulation of potassium ion transport; regulation of muscle contraction. Bases 479 to 2134 code for a protein of 551 amino acids. Gene Ontology annotation, cellular component: plasma membrane; striated muscle dense body. The transcript has 6 exons. Gene Ontology annotation, molecular function: potassium channel regulator activity. Lineage: Eukaryota; Metazoa; Arthropoda; Insecta; Hymenoptera; Agaonidae. The record is from RefSeq and is a predicted model, not a curated record.
GGGCCGAGUAAGAGUGUGUCAGAGAGCCAAGAAACUACCGAGCAGCACUCGGCGGCGAACGUGGUGGACUGUAGGAGAGUCAGUGGCGCACCGCGAGCUGCCGGAGAUAUCUGCUUUACAACCGAUCGCCUCGUUCUCGUAGCCCGCGUUCGCCAGUUGUCUCGGGAUCCUCGUUUCGCACACAUGCCACGGGGCUAUAGGCGAUAGCCGCUGCCAAUUUUCCUCUCGCUUCCGAUUGCUCGCCGCGACGACGGCUCCACUUGUCGUCCGUGGGAGAGGAGGCUGCUGCCGGCGGCAAUCGGCGCGCGUGCACCAACGUCGCCUCGGCGCCGCUUGUUCAGUGUAGCUUGUCUGUGAGUUCGAGAAGGGGUUGUUGUGGAGACGGAGAGGAGGGAGGGCCAAGUCGAGACGACGAAGUUUCGGUAGCGAGCCACACGGGUGCAACGCUCAGCCCACUACCACGUAGCCGACCAACAGCAUGGUGUCAGAUAAUAGCGGUGGCGGCGGUCCACCCAACAGCGGCGCCUACACGGUCCCGGUAAGCAAUGCCGGCUACCGGAACAAGGGCUACAAGGACGACGGGGCCGACGGGUUGCCACCCGAGCCCCACAAGCCGUACAAGCCGCUUCAGUUGCCGAGCGACGAGGACGGACAGUCUCGGAAGUUCAAGCUGUCGCGCAGCGAGAAGUGGCGCAUCCUGAAGAACAUCGGCACGGUCUCCGUGGCCUUCAUGGUGCAAUUCACCGCAUUCCAGGGCACGGCGAAUCUUCAGUCGUCGAUAAACGCGAGCGACGGUCUUGGGACGGUUUCCCUCUCGGCGAUUUACGCGGCCCUCGUGCUUAGCUGCAUAUUCGUACCAACUUUCCUCAUCAAGCGGCUCACCGUCAAAUGGACCCUCUGCCUCUCGAUGUUGUGCUACGCCCCCUACAUCGGCUCCCAGUUCUACCCGAGGUUCUACACUCUCGUUCCCGCAGGGGUGCUCCUUGGACUCGGUGCCGCGCCCAUGUGGGCCGCCAAGGCAACCUACCUAACCCAGGUCGGGGGCGUCUACGCUAAGCUCACCGACGAGCCAGCCGAUGCCAUCGUCGUCCGAUUCUUCGGCUUCUUCUUCCUCGCGUGGCAGACCGCCGAGCUUUGGGGCAACCUCAUCUCUUCACUAGUACUGAGUGAGGGUGAGUCCGACGGGGGUGUAGACGUGAAUGGCACAGCCACCACCUCAAAGGUCAGCAGGUGUGGAGCGAAUUUCUGCAUCAUUGGUAAUGGUGGACAUGAAAGCCUGAAUAGGCCCCCGGAGUCCGAAAUCUACGAAAUAUCAGCGAUCUAUCUUACAUGCGUCCUUGUUGCGGUCCUUAUCGUCGCCCUAUUCGUUGAUCCGCUUUCGAGGUACGGGGAGAAACAGAGACGGAACGACAGUUCGGAGCUGAGCGGCAUUCAGCUGCUGUCGGCAACAGCUUAUCAGCUCAAGAAGCCCUAUCAGCAACUCCUCAUACCGAUCACCGUGUGGAUCGGCAUGGAGCAGGCUUUUAUUGGCGCCGAGUUUACGCAGGCGUAUAUCUCGUGUGCCCUGGGGGUGCAUAGGGUCGGCUACGUGAUGAUCUGCUUCGGGGUGGUGAACGCCGGCUGCUCCCUGUUCUUCGGCUCGAUGAUGAAGUUCGUCGGGAGGCAGCCGCUGAUGGCGUUGGGGGCCGUCGUGCACGCGGCCCUCAUUGGCGUACUCCUCAUCUGGCGACCGCACCCUGAUAGCUCCUAUGUCUUCUACACGGUGUCGGGAUUCUGGGGAGUUGGCGAUGCGGUCUGGCAAACCCAGGUUAACGGCCUCUACGGUACGCUGUUUCGACGGAACAAGGAGGCCGCUUUCUCGAAUUAUCGGCUCUGGGAGUCGGCGGGCUUCGUCGUCGCCUACGCCUACAGUACGCACCUUUGCGCCCGCAUGAAGCUCUAUGUGAUGCUGAACGUCCUGAUAAUCGGUAGCAUCGGCUACGUUAUUGUCGAGCUGCUGCACCGGCGCAAGCAGAAGCGGCUCAAGGCCAUUGCUGAGGACCCGAAGGCUGCCCAGGCCGAGGCUAACCAGCCGGAAGAGACGGACGACGAGAAGGACGACAUCGACGAUGACAUAAUCAUCACCCACCUGUGAGAGCGAGGCGCGAGUGCGCGCGCAACGUGACUGGGAGAGCGACGGUGAAUCGGUGACGAAGAAGCGCGACCAUAACCUCGUGAUGUCCCUGCGUCGUGGAGUCGGGGGUGUGUGGUGUCGAGUGGGGGUGGAUGAGAUGGUGGAGGGGGAGGAGAAAACCCCCGGUGAUCGGCUGCGCAAGCGUGCCUCCUCUUAUCAGUCGCUGGGUUAUUGUACGCCGCGCUCCGUUACAUUUUCGUCGGCUGAUCGAUGCUGCGGAUGAUCUUCCUAUGUGAUUCACGAAACCGCCAAAAACAAAAUAAUAAAAAAAAACAAACAAAAAAAAACGAUAAUGAAAAGAAAAACUUGUCAAUAGCCUCUCCUCGUCCUGUCACAGUUGCCGUUUGAUCCUCCUUACAACUACUUACCGGCGGUAAUCCAUUUUUUAUUUUUGUUCUUUUCUCUCUCUCUCUCU